AUGGAUGGUGGUGGCACUGAUGAUAGUAUCAACCAGUUUGCUGUAAUGACAACCACUGAUAACCAACAUGUUGCAAUGACAACUAGUUAUAACCAAAAUCCUCUUAGGACUACCAUUGAUAACCGGUAUCCUGCAAUGCAAACCAAUAAUAACCAGAAUGCUGCAAUGAUGACCAAUGAUACACAGUAUAGUGCAAUGACAACCAAUAAUAACCAGAAUGCUGUAUUGACUAGCAGUGAUAACCAAAACGCUACAUUGACUAUCAAUGAUACAUAUAACCAGUAUCAUUUAGGAACGGUCAGUGAUAUCCAGCAUAUCAAAUUAAAAACCAGUGAUAACCAACAUGCUGCACAGAUGAUUGACAAUGAUAACCACUGUCCCAUAAUAGCAACCAAUGAUAACCAGCUUCCUGCAACACCUGGUUGCGAUAAUCAAUUUGCUGCAAUGACUACAAACAAUAACCCAAAUGUACCAACUACCAGGGGUAACCAGUAUGCUGUAGUAAAUACCAGUGAUAACCAGUAUCCUGUAAUGACUACCAGAGAUAACCAGCAGUGUGCAGUAUUUACAAAUAAUAGCCCAAAAUCUGUCAAUACAAAACAUCAAGUGGCGUUGUAUACCAGUGACAACAAACAUGAUACAAUGUCUUUGACAGUGAUUACCAGUGGCACUCACCACUUUACAGUGACUACUAAUAACAACCAAAAUGCUACAUUGGCUCUUGGUAGUAAGCAAUAUGCCACACUAUCAGGUGAUAACCAGGUUGUACCAGCUACCAGUACUAACCAGCAAGCUGCAGUGACUACCAAUGACAACCAGUGUACAAUAUCAACUACCAAUGUUAAUCAUUAUACUGACAACAAACAUGCCACAAUAACUACCAGUGACAACCAACAUGCUGCAAUGACUACCAGUAGGAACCAACCUUCUGCAAUGACUACCAGUGACAACCAAAAUGCUGCAAUAACUACCAGUGACAACCAACAUGCUGCAAUGACUACCAGUAACAACCAAAAUACUGCAAUAACUACCAGUGACAACCAACAUGCUGCAAUGACUACUAGUGACAACCAACAUGCUGCAAUGACUACCACUGUCAACCAACAUGCUGCAAUAACUACCAGUGACAACCAACAUGCUGCAAUAACUACCAGUGACAACCAACAUGCUGCAAUGACUACCAGUGACAACCAACAUGCUGCAAUGACUACCACUGACAACCAACAUGCUGCAAUAACUACCAGUGACAAACGAAAUCGUGCAAACUCCUAUUGUCAAGAGGAGGAUUCUGAUUGUUUAUACCUUUGUGUUUAUUGUGGUAAAAGUUUCACUACAAAAGGAGUGUUAAACCUUCACAUGAAUGAUCACACUGGUGAAGAAGAUCCCCAGUCUGAUGACAGCAGUGAGGGUCCCACAGUAAGUAAUAAUGCAGAGAAAAUAGACAAACACAAACAAUGUUCAAUUACUGAAUUACAGUCUGAUCCAAGCAGUAAGGGGAACACAGUGAGUAAACCUACAGAGAAACUGGGCAAACAUGAACCAAGUUCAAGUGCCAAUCCACCUGUAAAAACUCGACGAGCAGUCUACAUUUGUGAAAAAUGCGAUAAGAUUUUUACUUCCGUUGAGGAUAUUACAAAGCAUACAGAAUCUCAUAGUGGUAGGGCAAGGUACCAUUGUUGUCACUGCACAAAGCAAUUUGAUGCGAGAUGUCAUCUUGUACGUCACAUGAUGAUGUAUCACCCAAGGACAAAGACUUACCCUUGUCUACAGUGCAAGUUGGUAUUCAAAACUGAAGCUGAGUUAGUUGAGCAUUGGAAGAGUCAUACAAUACACAAAUGCAAUAACUGUGAAAAGGAAUUCAGGACAAGUGCGCUCUUGAGACGCCAUGCAAAGAAGCACGUAAUGGUGAAGUCAGUUAGGUGCAAAGAGUGCGGGAAAAUGUGCGCCUCAAAAGGGAGCCUCAAGCGACAUAUCACUGUGCAUUCUGACGGCCCCAAAAUCCCAUGCAACCAAUGUGAUCGAACCUUUCGUACGAAGGCUUACCUAAUCGCACAUGCAAAAAGCCACUCAGUGCAAACAUAUCCUUGUGACAAAUGUGAUAAAGUCGUUUCCUCUAAAAAGAAUCUCAAGUGUCAUAUGAAAGUACACAGCAAGCAGCAAGAAGAUUUUCCAUGUCCACAUUGUCAUGAAGUGCUCCACGGUCGGUAUAAAUUUGUGACACACCUGCAGACUCAUCGCGUGGGGAAGGUUUAUCCGUGUGAGCAAUGUGGUAAGAAAUUUGCGACAAACUAUCGUUGGAAGAGACAUAUGCAGAUUCAUACUGGUGAGAAACCUUACCCGUGUGAUUUGUGCGAUAAGCGAUUUACUCAGAAAAAUAAUCUAGAAAUUCACAGACGAAUACACUUCAAUAACAGAUCUCGAAAAUGUAAAGCUUCAAAAACAAAAGCUGUUAAAGAUGCCUAUCCGUGCGAAGAAUGCGAACAAAUUUUCAGCACCAAAUAUUAUUUGCAUGAGCACAGACGAUUACACUACGGUGAAAAAGCCUUCCCUUAUUGCGGUAAAGGAUUUGCUUUUGUGUACCGAUUAAACUGCCAUCUUAGGAUACAUACUGGUGUGAAACCAUACCAGUGUCAGAUUUGUAAUAGGGCUUUCACGCAGAAUGGAAACUUGACAGCUCAUAUGAAACUGCACACGGACAAUAAACUAAGACGAACAAAAAAAAAGAGGGCUGUUUGUGAUCUACCACAGGAUGUCCCUGUAGUCUGA
Molecule: messenger RNA, 2766 nt
Organism: Saccoglossus kowalevskii
Lineage: Eukaryota; Metazoa; Hemichordata; Enteropneusta; Harrimaniidae
Product: zinc finger protein 540-like
Source: RefSeq, a predicted model, not a curated record